This is a messenger RNA of Trichomonas vaginalis G3, 1293 nucleotides long. RefSeq names its product STKc PDK1 domain-containing protein. Gene Ontology annotation, molecular function: protein serine/threonine kinase activity; ATP binding. The coding region runs from base 1 to 1293 and encodes 430 amino acids. The transcript has a single exon. NCBI's taxonomy places the organism in Eukaryota, Parabasalia, Trichomonadida, Trichomonadidae. The record is from RefSeq and is a predicted model, not a curated record. Gene Ontology annotation, biological process: intracellular signal transduction; peptidyl-serine phosphorylation.
AUGUCAUCUCCUCCUCACAGUCUUCCUCCACCAGUCGUUCAUUCCGAUGUUAAACCCACGCCCACAACUCCUGGAAAGAAAAGACAGAAAAGAAAGAAUGAUUUUAAUAUAGGAAGAGUUCUUGGACGCGGAGCAUUCGGAGAAGUACUUAAAGUGCAAGAUAUUGAAACAGGAAAAUACUAUGCUAUGAAAGUCCUGUCGAAGUCACGUAUUGCAAGAGAGAAAAAACUUAGCUAUGUUUUAUUAGAAAGAGAUGCAAUGACAACUUUAAAGCAUCCAAAUAUUAUACGCUUAUAUUUAACAUUUCAAGAUCCAUCAAAUCUUUACUACGUCGUAGAACUUGCCGAAAAUGGUGAUUUGCAGCAUGUAUUAAAUCAAUACAAGUCAAUUGAUUUACCAAUUGCCAAACAGCUGCUUGGACAAACUCUUUUAGCCUUAGCUCAUAUGCACCAGCACAGAAUUAUCCAUAGAGACAUUAAACCUGAAAAUAUAUUACUUGACCACUACAACAGAGUUAAAAUUACCGAUUUUGGAACUGUUAAAAUUUACAAAGAAAACGAACCGUUCUAUAGUCAGCGCGGUAGUUUUGUUGGAAGUCCAGAAUAUGUUUCCCCAGAAACACUAAAUGAAACGACAAUAUCAGCUGCCACAGAUUUAUGGGCAUUUGGAUGUCUCAUUUUCCAAUUUAUUACUGGAUACUCUCCUUUCCAUACUGGUUCAAAUUAUGAUACGUUCCAAAAGAUUGAAUCUGGCAAUUACGUCAUUCCUGAUUAUGUCCCCGAAGAUGCAAAGGAUAUUAUUCAGAAAUUACUUAAAGUCAAACCAGAAGAGAGACUUGGUUAUGGUGAUUGUGAUACAAAUUACCAAACAAUCAGGUCUCAUCCGUUCUUUGAAGGCUUAAAUUGGGAUGAUCUUCCAUUAGCAGCUUUAGAAGGAUUUAGACCAUACGAACCAGCUGUUUUGGCUCAACAAAAAGAGAAAGAAAAUGAGAUUCAAAAAAAUGUAUAUACUGAUGAUGAAAUCGUUAUUAAGGAAGGUAACAUUAUCUUUGAGAACAAGCAGAGGACGCUUCUACUCAUUGAUCCACCGAAAUUAAUUAUUACUAACCUUGAUGCUUCCGAAAUCAAGAAGAAAAUUCCUCUAGAAGCAACCACAACAAUAAGAACUGAAGGAAAUCAGCUUAUUAUUGUUAAUGGAGUGACAACAACAGAAUAUUCAAUUACAUGUGACACUGAUGAGACAGAGCUUUGGUAUUCUGUUAUUAAGGAAGCUAUAGAAUCAAUUAAGAAAUGA